Gymnodraco acuticeps is the source of this 3960-nucleotide messenger RNA. Its product is annotated as serine/threonine-protein kinase OSR1-like. Gene Ontology annotation, biological process: protein phosphorylation. The record is from RefSeq and is a predicted model, not a curated record. Gene Ontology annotation, molecular function: ATP binding; protein serine/threonine kinase activity. The transcript is spliced from 18 exons. NCBI's taxonomy places the organism in Eukaryota, Metazoa, Chordata, Actinopteri, Perciformes, Bathydraconidae. Bases 212 to 1768 code for a protein of 518 amino acids.
CGACCGGGGAGGUCCACAUUUGCUCAGUAGGAAUGCGGUAGGCGGGGCUGCGAGGCUCGUGUCAAACUUUGGGAAUGACAGGAGUGCUGCAGGAUUCGCAAAGAAGGGGAAGUGUCGCCCUCCUGUUUGGAUUACUUCUUUUACGCACAGUGUAUGGGAUUGACCACAUUUUCUGCAGAUAGUAGACGUCCCCCCAGCACACUCCUCAGCCAUGUCCGAGGACCAGAGCCCCCAAACCUGGUCCAUCAACAAAGAUGACUAUGAGCUACACGAGGUGAUUGGGAGUGGGGCCACAGCAGUGGUUCAGGCAGCGUACUGUUUACCACGCAAGGAGAAGGUGGCUAUCAAACGUAUCAACCUCGAGAAGUGCCAGACGAGCAUGGACGAACUCCUGAAAGAGAUCCAGGCCAUGAGCCAGUGCCACCACCCCAACAUUGUGUCUUACUACACCUCCUUCGUGGUGAAGGAUGAGCUGUGGCUGGUCAUGAAGCUGCUCGGAGGCUCCGUUCUGGACGUGAUAAAGCACAUCAUCUCGCGGGGCGAACACAAGUCGGGCGUCCUGGACGAGGCCAGCAUCGCCACGGUGCUGAAGGAGGUUCUGGAGGGUCUGGAGUACCUGCACAAGAACGGGCAGGUCCACAGAGAUGUUAAGGCUGGAAACAUUCUCCUCGGAGACGACGGUUCAGUGCAGAUUGCAGAUUUUGGCGUCAGUGCCUUUCUAGCAACAGGUGGUGACAUGACUAGGAAUAAAGUGCGCAAGACGUUUGUGGGAACGCCGUGCUGGAUGGCCCCCGAGGUCAUGGAGCAGGUGAGGGGUUACGACUUCAAAGCAGAUAUCUGGAGUUUUGGGAUCACAGCCAUCGAGCUUGCCACGGGGGCCGCACCUUAUCACAAAUACCCUCCGAUGAAGGUCUUGAUGCUGACGCUGCAGAACGACCCCCCCGCUCUGGAGACCGGCGUCACGGACAAAGAGAUGGUGAAGAAAUACGGCAAAUCCUUCAGGAAGAUGAUCUCCAUGUGUCUACAGAAGGACCCGGAGAAAAGGCCGACUUCCAUAGAGCUGUUGAAGCAUAAAUUCUUUCAGAAAGCAAAGACCCAUGAAAUAUCUCCACGACAGUUGCUGCAGAGAGCGCCCACAAUAACAGAGAGGUCGAAAAGGGUACGCAGAGUUCCAGGUUCAAGCGGUCGGCUUCAUAAAACGGAGGAUGGAGAGUGGGAGUGGAGCGACGACGAGCUGGACGAAGAGAGUGAAGAGGGCCAAGCAGCCAUCGCUGCCUUAAGGUCUCCCAGAGUGAAGGAGGGCUCGCAGAACUCGGAGUCCUUCCAGACUCCAGAGCCUUUAAGCAGUCUGCCCCCCCUGCUGACCCCAGGUCAGGCAGAUCUACCUCAGGCUGCUCCACUGCAGCCCCCCACCCAGGCUACGUCUCCCACCACUGCUUCUCUCUCACAGGUGCCAGCCGCCUCAGGAGGCCUCAACUCUCCCAUUAGUUUGGUAUUAAGGUUAAGGAAUUCAAAGAAGGAGCUAAAUGACAUUCGCUUUGAGUUCAUGCCAGGCAGAGACACAGCAGACGGUGUUUCCCAGGAGCUGGUGUCCGCCGGCCUGGUGGACGGGAGGGACUUAGUAAUAGUUGCUGCCAAUUUGCAGAAAAUAGUUGACCAACCUCAAGCCAAUAAAAAUGUCACUUUCAAACUGGCGUCUGGAACCGAGGGAUCUGAACUCCCGGACGAUGUCAAACUGAUGGGCUUCGCUCAGCUCAGCAUCAGCUAAACUGUCGAACUACCUGGGACCGUGACUUGCCUAGAAAAUGUGAAAAUAAAAAAUAAAAUAGUUAUAAAUGCAUUUUUUUUCCUUCUAUGGCUGUAUAAAGAAACCACUACUGCCAAAGAAAACAGAAGCGUUUGGUCGCCCGUAGGAAACAUUCAACGCUGCCUCGAUAACGUGGUCAGCUGACGUAUCGCUGACAAAAGUUUACAUGUAGAAGGAUGCAAGUAUCUACACCUCAUCCGUUUAUAUUUCUCUAAUAUGUGAUGCAUUUGCACAAUCUGAAUAACGCCCUGAUAAGUGUAACAAUGCCUUAUAUUCAUCAGAACUACUGAAUGCACGUUUUAAGGGGGGGGUCCCCAGUUACCAUGUGGAGCAAUAUGUUGUCGCAAAAUGUGGUUUCAGCUGUCUAACUUUUUACGCCAUUUUGAUUAAGCCAACUAAAUACAAGGACAACUCAACAAAUGUGAUAUUAAAUAUUAUUUUCAGCACUUCCAAAAGUUAUAUUUAAAGGAUAAGGCUAAUUUUGUGGUCUGUAGUGAUCUCGAAUGUUCAUAAUUUCUUUUUAAAAUUGAUUUCCUGACAUAUCUGGGUAUUGUAGUCGUCAUCAAAAGCUACUCAAACACAAUUUAGGGACUAUUUUCAGCUGCGGAUGUACACACAUGUGGUGCUCUACUUGAGUAUUUAGACAAAUUGACAGGAUGAUCUCACCCAGGGAAAAAUGUAGCACAAUUUGGUCAACGAUAAGUACAAAAUAUAGUGAAUUUUGCCCGUUUUUGUCGCUAUCAAGCAUUAAUACAACAAGCAUUAAGAAGUAUCAGUCUUCUCUUGACAACUUAAUUAGAUUGUCCAGUUCUUUAAAUGAAUAGAAACUUCAAAUAUACCAAAACGUAUAUGAAUAGGGAAAAGUAGAUCACAUUGACUUCUUCUGUCUUCUUCCAAUGUUGCCUCCACUCCUUUACCACAGGUUUGAUGUCUUUUUGUAUAUUAGCUGAUAUAUUGAAAUAAGUGAAAAAGUUCUAUGACAGCUGGAACCACCAGCGUUUGAGUGUCUGUCUGGAAAUGGCUUCUCAAAUUCGUUCAAAAAGGUGCAUUUUAGUUCAUGUGAAUGAAACAUACUUGAUUUAACCUAGUCUGUACAUAAUGACAUUGGGCUUUGUUUGUUUUUAUACUGGGUGUUUCACGCUGGGCCUUUCUUUCUGUCCUCUGACACGAGUGUGGGUUGUAGCGCUGCGUUUAGGAAGAAGACUGCACUGCAGAUCUGGCUUUGAGUUCAUUUUGUCCCCGGCUCCUUUUUUCCUUUCUAAAUCACUUUCUGCCUUUUCGGGAAGUUAGAAUAUAUUUGACAGUUGAGCCACAGCUGUGUUGAUGCACUGGUCAUCUUGAAUUCCCCAAAUGAUUUGACUGAGAACCAGCAAAAAUGUUAAAAACAAACCUUCUUGUUUAUCAUUUUAAAUGAGGUUUCGUUCAUCGUACUCUGAGAACUGAGGUUAGUAACAUAAAGUUUUGAUUGCUAUGAGUUUGGGAUAUGUUAUCUGUUAUCCGUAUAGUUACGUCCUCACAACCUUCACUCUGGAUGUUUUUGUGCAUUACUGAAAUGGGUUAAUAAUCAAUGUGCAUCUGGCAGUUGAUGGCACUUCUGUAAUGUCUCAGUCUGACAUGUAAGCAAGGCUUUAUUUGUUGAUGUGGAAGUGUAAUACCCUCCAGGUGCCAUAUUGAAUGCAAAUUGAUUUUUUUUCUUGCUAAGAAAUGUCAUGAGGAAAUCUUGGACCCUGAAAAUGUUACCUUUUACAUAGCAUUAUAUAAAUACGAUCACGUGUAUUAUUUUUUGGACAUAACGUUGAGGUUUUGAUUCAGAUUGUCAGUAUCUUAGAACUGUAGUUCCUGUUACACGUGAAGAUACCUGAGGUAAAGUUUUCACCUCAAGUGUGUGUGUGUGUGUGUGUGUGUGUGUGUGUGUGUGUGUGUGUGUGUGUGGAGAUCCAUUGGCUUUGUUCUGCCCGCUCACAUGUAGUCUAACCUGCUGUAGCUGAACAGAAGAAGGGCCGUUCCUCAAGGCUGUAAAAUAUUUCUGAUUUCCGCCUGUCCUGUUUAGUUUUUUUCAUUCUUUCUCAUUUGCUCUUCUGUUGAUCGUUUGGGAGUUCAAAGCAUGUUUCCCUGGAUUAUUUUUAAUCAAUAAAGAAUGAGCAUCAGCCGGA